AUGCUCGAUAUUUGGUCAUUAGCACGACAGCAAUAUUUAGAAGAAUGUGAAAAACGAACCGUUCGACAACAAGAUGCCAUCAAUUCAUACAUCAAUCUUAUUGGAAGCGAUUUACAAACGAGCGAUACUCGUUUAAUUAUUUGUGGAAGUAGAAAUUGUGGAAAGACAUCGAUGAUAUUUCGAUUUUUGAAUCGAAAUGAAGACACAAAACCAACCAUUGCAUUGGAGUAUACAUACGGACGACGGAAUCGAGGUAAGAUGAAAGAUGUUGGAAAUAUAUGGGAAUUGGGAGGAGGAACAAAUCUUUGUAAUCUUCUACAAAUACCACUUUCCAGCAAUUACAUACAUCAGUGCUCACUGAUAAUUGUUAUCGACUUAACGGCACCUUUCGAUAUGUGGAAUACAUUUUACACCUUACUUGACAAUGCUCGUAUAAUCAUUGAUAAUGAAAUGCAACAAUCUGUUAAAAAGUCAUCUGAUAGUUAUAAAGAUAUGGAAUAUAUUGAUCCUUUACCGAUACCAUUAAUUUUACUCGGUGCAAAAUACGACAAAUUUCAGGAUUUUGAGCCUGAACAACGAAAAAUUAUAUGCAAAUUUCUUCGUUUUAUGGCACAUACGAAUGGAGCUACUCUUGCAAUGUUCAGCAAUAAAAUGGAGAAUUUGAUAAGUAAAACUCGAGUUCUUAUCAGUAGUGUUGUUUUUGGUACUACAGCUUCAAAAACAAUCUGCACUGAUCAUAACAAGCCAUUGUCAGUACCUUGCGGUGCCGAUUCACUAAUGGAUAUUGGAGCACCACCUUUUAUCAAUUCAUCACUAUCACUUAUUGGUGCAACGAAUCCUCGUGAUUUGUGGUAUGAAGCAUAUUUGGAGCACUUUCCAAACAAAGAGAAACAUAAUGAAAGAGAAGAUAAUCCGGCUGAAGAUGGUCAGCAUAAAGAACCGGAAAUUGAUGAGUUAAUUGAACAACGUACCCGGGAACUUGAACAAUAUAUACGACAUAAAAAGGAUCGAGCUGCACUAGAAGGUAGAUCAGAACGAAUUCUUCGUCAAAAUGAAGUUUUUAGAAAUUUAUAG
Molecule: messenger RNA, 1074 nt
Organism: Brugia malayi
Lineage: Eukaryota; Metazoa; Nematoda; Chromadorea; Rhabditida; Onchocercidae
Gene: Bma-xbx-1
Product: dynein 2 light intermediate chain, putative
Exons: 11
Coding region: 1-1074 (357 amino acids)
Biological process (GO): intraciliary retrograde transport; intraciliary transport involved in cilium assembly
Cellular component (GO): cytoplasmic dynein complex; ciliary basal body; axoneme
Molecular function (GO): dynein heavy chain binding
Source: RefSeq, a predicted model, not a curated record